This is a messenger RNA of Lingula anatina, 521 nucleotides long. RefSeq names its product V-type proton ATPase subunit B. The record is from RefSeq and is a predicted model, not a curated record. NCBI's taxonomy places the organism in Eukaryota, Metazoa, Brachiopoda, Lingulata, Lingulida, Lingulidae. Gene Ontology annotation, molecular function: proton-transporting ATPase activity, rotational mechanism; ATP binding. Gene Ontology annotation, biological process: proton transmembrane transport; vacuolar acidification; ATP metabolic process. Gene Ontology annotation, cellular component: proton-transporting V-type ATPase, V1 domain.
UUAGCAUGUUUUAGUUACUGUCUCAUGCUACUUAUAUUUUUAAUCCAGCAUACAAGACAGUGUCUGGUGUAAAUGGACCACUGGUUAUCUUAGAUGAUGUCAAGUUCCCCAAGUUUGCCGAGAUUGUCAACUUGACCCUGGCUGAUGGCAGCACUCGCAGUGGGCAGGUCCUGGAAGUCAGCGGUUCCAAGGCUGUGGUUCAGGUGUUUGAGGGUACUUCUGGAAUUGAUGCAAAACACACCACAUGUGAAUUUACUGGAGACAUUUUAAGAAUGCCUGUAUCAGAGGACAUGUUGGGUCGUGUCUUUAAUGGUUCUGGUAAACCAAUAGACAAAGGGCCUCCUGUGUUAGCAGAAGACUUCUUAGAUAUACAAGGUCAGCCCAUCAACCCCUGGUCACGUAUCUAUCCCGAGGAGAUGAUCCAGACUGGUAUCUCAGCCAUUGACUGCAUGAACAGCAUUGCUCGUGGGCAGAAAAUUCCUAUCUUCUCAGCUGCUGGGUUGCCACAUAAUGAGGUAUAA